Messenger RNA from Conger conger (European conger), 3429 nucleotides. RefSeq names its product transmembrane protein 26-like. The record is from RefSeq and is a predicted model, not a curated record. Bases 1271 to 2338 code for a protein of 355 amino acids. The transcript is spliced from 7 exons. Lineage: Eukaryota; Metazoa; Chordata; Actinopteri; Anguilliformes; Congridae.
AAAAGUACAAAAUCGGUAGGCGAGGACGUGGUAAAAAAACAAACGAUGGUCAACAAAACAGAAAUCAAUAAUCGGUGGUCGGUAAACAGGCUUGGAUCGUAACGUGUAAUCAAUCAAUGUAAAUGCUCAAGCGCUGCGUUGAUAAACAAGAAGCAGACAAUUUCGCGAAGAACCGUAGUGCGACUGGGCUAUAAAUGCGGGUGUAGACAGGUGUAGACAAUUAGUUUAGAGAGCAGAAAGGAAAUGAAAAACAGGUGCGAUGGAUGACGAGUUUAACAAGGUAAUUAGUAUUCGUUAGUAAUAAACCUAUCCUGCCGUAGCAUUAGUAAAUUAGUAAAUGACAUGCACGAGAAACGUAAGGUAACAUGAACACAUAAUUCGUUUGUUAGUUCUACCCAAUCCUGAUCUAGCGUUAGUAGUUUUAGUAAAUAGACAAAUGGAAACAAUUAGGGUGUGAAUGACAGAAAGAGAGAGAGAGAAAAGGCGGAACACAAGGUUUGCGAAAAGACGUGUAAAAGUGUAUGUUUAAACAGUAAUCAGUCUACGUAACAAUAAACAUAAAUCAACAUAACACAAAACGAAACUAAGAUGAUAACCACUCAACGUAACAAGGUAAUAUAAUUGUAACGAAACAUAACUAGACAUGACGAGAAAAUAAAUCGUAACAAGAAAUAAACUAAACAACAUGACGAACCUAGACUAACAUAAGACAUGAUAAGACAAUACGUGACUAAGAAAAAAUGAAUAAACAUAAAACAUGGCAAGACAGACCUGAAACGUGACAAGUAAACGUCAUACAAUGUGCUGAUGGUAAAUAAAGUGUAUGACUCUAUUGUAAUAUAUAACAAUGUGUUUUUUAAUUUAUUUAAUUCAAUCCAAAACCUUGUCCGAAAAUAUCAUUAUUACCUUAUUUUGUUGUUCAGUUGGAACGAUUCCCGACAACGUUGUAGUAUACACGAAACAUAAGCUACAGGAACUGAAACAUUUUGUUCAUAUUAAUAAAAUAUGUUCAAAAAUAUGUUAUACGAUAUGAAAAGGAGUAUAUCGAGUGUGACAGAAGCAUACAAAAACGGCCAUAACUUUAUUUGGACAAAGGACUCCUGGGAAAACGGGGGACACACAAGAAGGGCGGAGUUUGUAUCCGAGACUGCCGAAAAUGACAUACCUACUAAACAAAACGAGUAUAAAUAAGAUUACUGUCCCGGAUCGUAUACAGUUCUAAUAGCCCAGGAACAUUUUCAUGUAACGAGAACGUACUAUUCAGAGCAUUAUGAUUCCAACAUUUAUACGUGCGAUUAUAACCAGAUUAUCUUUCAUCAUAUUAUCACUCAUCGCUAUAUGGCGAGUGAAACACGUUAAAAAUGAUAAUCGUUUUUGGUUUCUGACAUUUCUCUGGUUGCCUCUCAUUGUGGAGAUGAUAAUAAAUUUAAAAGUGAGAAUGGGAAAAGACUACAAAUGGUUCUCACCGACUAUCCUGCUGGUUCUCAUCACCAUUAUACCGCCAAUCUGGAUAUUGGAACUGCACCAUCGGCAUGACGAAAAGCUUGAAAACAAGCUUUCCUGGCUACCGGACUUCCCGCAUGGUGUACCGACGACGAGACUGCCUUCUCCCUCGUGCAAGAAAUUGGAUUCGUGGGACAGUGUGGAAAAGAUGAUGUCUUCCAAUGACACCGUGCUCAAGCAAGUCAAAGCACUGCAGCAUAAACUCUGUCCUGAUGACUGGAUUCUGGGGCUGCACCAAACAUUAAUCAUCCUGCUGAUUCUGGGGAAAUGGGCGAUGCCACAAGCGAACGACCUCACCAAGGACAAACUCCCCCAGCUCCUGCUAAUUUUUGUUGGUUUGGGUGCAGACAUCCUGGAGUUCACCAAUGAGACGCUCUCGGAUAUCAAGGAGAAUAACCCACAAAUGGCGUAUGCAAUUCUGGGAGUUUGGACAUGGAGUAUGCUGCAGUUUACACUGCAUCUGGCAGUGGUGUCCGGAUCCAGAUCGGUUAAGUCCCCUGCCAGUCACUGCCUGCUCUCCAAAAGCACCACCGACAUGUGGAGCAUCGCGGAGAGCAUCUUCAUCCAGGACGGUCCCUUCCUUGUGGUUCGACUCAUAGUCCUCAUCCGCUACGAGAUACUCCAUCAAAUGCUGGUGUUCUUCACCUUCAAGAACUUACUGGUGGUCACCCUGAAUAUAUACUGGUUCUAUGUCAUCUGCCGUGAUAGAGGUAGCACUCCUACUUCAACUCCUAGAGAUAGUAUCAGCGUCCCCUGCAAUACAGAUGACGCUUUGGAGGACGACCCAACUCCCAUAAAUAAUACCAGCAUUAUUUGCAAAACAGAUGAAGCAUGAUAGGACUACAACUCCCAUACAUACAGUACUGUGCAAAGGUCUUAGGCACCUGUAUAACAUUCUAUACAGAUAAGAUUCUUUCAAAAAUAAAAAAUAAUUAAAUGAAAUGUCCUAAAUAAACGUACUGUACAUUUUACAUUACAUUUUACUAAUUUGGCAGGAUAGAUAGAAUCAAAUCAAUAUCCUUCCUUCGGCAUUAAAACUGCAUCACUUCUCUGAGAUAGCCAACGCUGUCCUGCAGUUCUAUAAGACAAUCAGCAGGGAGGUUGUUCCAAGCAUGUUGGAGAACUUCUUCUGCAGACUUUGAUUGUUUUUAUGUAAAAACUAGUCAAUGGCUUACAGUAAUAUGUUACUUUUUUAAAUAAAGAAAUGUCUCUGUAAAAUUAAAUCCUUUGGAAAAUGAAUAUGAUGGAUGAGGAUGACGUUCAAGGACUUUAGAUUUUUUUAUUGAAGCAUUUCUGAUAAAAUGCCAAGGGUACAACAGGAACCCUCUAGCCGGGUAUCUCAAAAACCAGAUUAGGUGGAAUAGCUAUGUCUUUAGUUGCUGCAAUUAACCAUUUAAUUAUGUCAGAGUAACCAAAAAAAAAAAAAAAAACCCGUCAUUUCUUUGAUUUGUAAUCUUUAAAAUUUAUCUUAAAAUUUCUGAGUUACUGAGUUUUCUGAGUUGUUCAAGUCAGAAACAUUUAUAAUGUCCUGAAAUGUGAAAAUGUGAAGUAGGGAUCUACCUUUCUAUCUUUCUAAUGUUAUAUUGCCAUUUCUAACUGCAGGAACUGAAUAUCGUGCACUGAUAUUGUCUAUGUACACCUUUGGUGAGAGGACUGGAAUAAAGUAAAGUAAAUCUCUUCUUAAAUGACCAGUACUGCAGUUAACCAAGGUGGAAACAUGACCUGUAGAUCUCAGUCAUUCCCUCUACAGAAAAUAAUACAGGAAGAACAAGCUUAAGCAUAACAGCUCUGAUUUCUAGUUUUCGACAUGAAUGAAUUCUUUAGCCUUCUCUCUUGUGGUUUUGAGCAUGUGUACAUAUGUGUGCAUGUGCGUGUAUGUGUGUGAUUUCUUACAUAACAGCAAUAAAGAAUAUUAUAUUUAGCUAA